AUGGCUCUUUUCUCUGUGAAUGGUGAUGAUGAUGGCAUUCUCCUCCAGGGUCAGAAUGGUGGAGUGAGUCAGGGAGAGUUUGAUUGCCCAGUGACGAUGCUGUCCCGAGGUUCACCGCUGUCAGCCUGCAGAAGACUGCAUGUGGUUGGAAACAGGAUCCUCUUGGAGCAGAUCUCUGAUCUGUUUAUUGCAGGAGUUAAAACAGACUUCACCUACAGCAGAAGCCCCGUGGAGGACAGGAAGGAGGUGGGCUGUCAGAGUGAGGCAGUGCAGGUGGAUGUGCUGAAUCAGCAGCUCAGCUGGAGACACUCAGGUCUUCCGGGUCCUGAUACGUCAAAGCCCCCUGCUGACUGCACGGCAGAGGAGAUGCUAAUGGCCGUUCACUCUCGGUUUAUGGACAAAGUGUCCGAAGCUGUCCUGAGCAGGCUGCUGGAUAAACUCCUGGAGCACCGCAUCAUCAUCGAUGAUGAAAUUGAUUUAGGCAGAGCGGAUGGAAGGGUGAAUAACGCCCGACGGGUGAUCGACAUGGUGCGGAGAAAAGGAUCCCAGGCCUGCUCGGCUCUGAUCGCCGCUCUCUGCAAGGUGGAUCCGUUUCUUUCAAAGGAGCUGCAGCUUAUGUGACGCACUGCCAGAUGUUUUCCAUCAGACACACAGAUCAGCACUCACAGGAGGGCAAAUUAUGACCCAUCUGUAACACUCAGAAGCAGCUAAUACCUUUCAGUAUUCAAUCGUCCAAUCCACUUACAGAGUGGAAACUUGAGCGCUGGCUCGUCUAUUUGUUUUGGUUUUCACAUCAAAGGUUUUCACAGAGACGAUUUUCUAUGCGUCUUUAUUGCUUUAUACAAACAAAGAUGUUCCAAACAGCAGAACAUGGCAGAGUUUCAGCAGGUUUCAAGACUGAAGUGUUCCAGAAAUUAGAUCUUGAGUCAAACCUGAACAAUGAGCUCGGUGAAAAAGUCCAACAGAAACCAACAGAUUAAUGAAGAUUUUGGCUGUUUUCAUGAUGUUGAAGUAAAACGUGUCAGACAGCAGAGGAUCGGACUGUUUUGUGUGUUUCUUUCUGUAUCUCUGAUCAACGUGAAAAUAAAAGAUGAGUUUCCUGUCA
This is a messenger RNA of Neolamprologus brichardi, 1105 nucleotides long. The record is from RefSeq and is a predicted model, not a curated record. NCBI's taxonomy places the organism in Eukaryota, Metazoa, Chordata, Actinopteri, Cichliformes, Cichlidae.